AACAAAACGCUAACGUGACAACAAAACCGGACUUUUACCACAAUUUCGUCAAACCGGGAAGUCGUAAAGUGUCACAUGACGUAGAAAAAUGGCUGCGGUGCAGUGGCGUUCCCGUGGACGCAACUAUGACGCAGAGCUGCAGAGAUGUCGUCCUGAGGCGGCGCUGGUCGAGUUUGGAGACUACCAUCCCCUCAAACCCAUCAUGGUGACGGAUACAAAGACUCGCCGUGGAGCCCGUAAAGGCAGCACCUCCUCCUCUUCGUCUUCCUCUUCCUCAGCACCCGCCGACCCUCUCAGCUCCAUGCUGGACGGCACCGACCCUCUGUCCAUGUUUGCUGCCGCCUCGGCCACCGAGGCUCCUGCCAUGACACACAGCAGCUCCACAGGGGACCUGGGGAGGAAGAGGAGGGAGAAGGAGGAAGAGGCAGUGGGACUAGACUUUGAGCAUUGGUCAUCAAAGCGAGGCGAAAUCCUGGCCAGGUUCACCACCACCGAGAAACUCUCGAUUAAUCUUUUCAUGGGCUCUGACAGAGGAAAAGCUCUCAGUCCAGGAUCUUCAGCUGUUUCAGAGAAAGUUCGCACUCGCCUGGAAGAGCUGGAUGAUCUGGAGGAGGGUUCCCAGAGAGAGCUGCUGAACCUUUCCCAGCAGGAUUACGCCAACCGCAUCGAGGAGCUGAACCAGUCCCUGAAGGAGGCCUGGGCCUCCGACCAGAAGGUCAAAGCUCUGAAGAUUGUCAUCCAGUGCUCCAAGCUUCUGUCCGACACCUCUGUGAUCCAGUUCUACCCCAGCAAGUUUGUUCUCAUCACUGAUAUUCUCGACACUUUUGGCCGGCUGGUGUACGACAGAAUCUGGACCAUGUGUUCAGACCCACGACCUUUACCAGACGGCUUCACAGUUGAAGAUGUGAACGACACGGCCAAAGAAACGUGUCUCAACUGGUUCUUCAAGAUCGCCUCCAUCAGAGAGCUCCUGCCCCGACUAUAUGUUGAAGCUGCCAUCCUCAAGUGCAACCGCUUCCUAAACAAAUCUGGCAUUCAGGAGACCCUCCCUCGGCUGACAGCCAUGAUCAGAGGUAUUGGAGAUCCUCUGGUGGCUGCGUACACCAGAGCUUACCUCUGCAGGGUGGGCAUGGAGGUGGCCCCCCACCUGAAAGACAGCCUGAACCGCAACUUCUUCGACCUGCUCGGCACCUUCCGGCAGAUCAGUGCAGAGAGCGUCCAGAACCAGCUGGUCCUGCAGAGGGUGGAGGUGCCCGAGUACCUGACCCUCUACUCUCCUGCCAUCAACUGGAUCCUGCAGUGCAUCGCCUACCGAGCUCCAGAGCCUCUGCUAACGGAGAUGAUGGAGAGGUGCAAGACGCUGGGAAAUAAUGCCUUGCUUCUGAAUUCAGUAAUGAGAGCGUUCAGGCCAGAGUUUGUUGCAGCCAGAGCCACGGACUUCAUCAGCAUGAUCAAAGAGUGCGACGAGUCCGGCUUCCCAAAGCAUCUGUUGUUCGGAUCUCUGGGUCGCAGUCUGGCUUGUGCAGAUCCUCCAGAAUCUGAGCGGCUCACGAUCCUGAACGAAGCCUGGAAGGUCAUCACCAAAGUUCGCAGUCCUCAGGAUUACGUCAACUGUGCUGAAAUCUGGGUGGAGUUCACCUGCCGACACUUUACAAAACGUGAAGUCAACACAGUUCUGGCUGACAUCAUCAAACACAUGACGCCUGACCGAGCGUUUGAAGACGCCUAUCCUCAGCUGCAGUCAGUGAUCCGGAAGAUCCUCACCUACCUCCAUGACUUCUCCGUCCUCUUCUCCAUGGAGCGUUUCCUGCCGUUCCUCGACAUGUUCCAGAAGGACAGCGUGAGGGUGGAGGUCUGCAAAUCCAUCAUGGAGGUCUUCAUCAGACACCAGGUGGAGCUCACCAGAGACCCGGUCAUCCUCAACGCCAUGCUGCACAUCUGCAAGACCAUGCACGACUCUGUCAACGCUCUUACUCUGGAGGAUGAGAAAAGAUCUUUAGCGCUGCUGAUCAUCGGCUUCAUCCGCAUGGUUUCCUUUGGUCGAGACUUUGAGCAGCAGCUGAGCUUCUGUGUGGAGGCCAGAGCCACUUUCUGUAACCUGGAGCCAGUUCUGGUGCAGCUCAUCCACACGGUGAACCAGCUGGCCAUGGAGACCCUGAGAGUGAUGAGAGGGAGUCACUCCCGAAAAACUGCUGCCUUCGUCAGAGCGUGUGCUGCCUACAGUUUCAUCACCAUCCCGUCUCUCAGCAGCAUCUUUAGUCGUCUCAGCCUCUACCUGCUGUCUGGGCAGGUUGCCUUGGCCAACCAGUGUCUCUCCCAGUCGGAUGCGUUCCUUCAGGCAGCGGUCAGUGUUCUCCCAGAGGUUCCUCGCUCCAUCAGUGUUGAGGGAAAACUUCGCUCCUCUGAGAGCUUCCUGCUGGACUUCAUCAACAACUUCUUGGCAACGCUGCUAGUCGUCCCGGACCAUCCGGAGCAUGGGGUGCUCUACUUAGUCCGCGGUCUGCUCAACAUGGUCCAGGAUUACACCUGGGAGGAUAACAGUGAUGCCAAAGUGCGGGUUUACGUCAGCGCUCUGCCCGUGCUGGCCGCCAUGAGCCAGGAAACGUAUCUCUAUUCUAUCCCCAAAGUGGACUCCAAUGAGACUCUAUAUGGAGGAGACCCCAAGUUUCUGUCAGAGAUCAACAAGCUGUGUGAGACUCUGAUCGGUCAGAUCCUGGACCAUCUGAAGGCGCUCGGUCGGGAUGAGAACCCACGACGUCAAGGCGCUCUAGCUUUCUCCCUGUUUGGCGUCCUGUUGGCUCACGGUGACCUGAGGAACAACAAGCUGAGCCAGCUGGCUGUCAACCUGUGGAACCUCAGCCACAAACACGGAUUCUGUGAGACUCGGAUCUCUGUUCGGACUCUGGAGUUCAUCAAACAUCAGGCUCAGCAGCCCGACAUGGCUCACCUGUCAGACACAGUCCAGAGGCUCGCUCUACAGUCCCGCACCUGAACGACUUCCUCGGCAUUGUUUGUAAAAUUGUUUAAGAAAAGUGGUCCGUUCCAGUUUGUGUAAAUAAAACUAACAAGAAGCACUGAGCAGUUUAAAAA
Molecule: messenger RNA, 3090 nt
Organism: Stegastes partitus (bicolor damselfish)
Lineage: Eukaryota; Metazoa; Chordata; Actinopteri; Pomacentridae
Gene: vps35l
Product: VPS35 endosomal protein sorting factor like
Exons: 30
Coding region: 89-2992 (967 amino acids)
Biological process (GO): endocytic recycling
Cellular component (GO): endosome
Source: RefSeq, a predicted model, not a curated record